Molecule: messenger RNA, 934 nt
Organism: Saimiri boliviensis boliviensis (Bolivian squirrel monkey)
Lineage: Eukaryota; Metazoa; Chordata; Mammalia; Primates; Cebidae
Product: IQ motif and ankyrin repeat domain-containing protein 1-like
Source: RefSeq, a predicted model, not a curated record
GCUGCACUCGUGCCUGUGGUGAGAACCCAGCAGCUUGGAGCAGGGAGGAGAAUGCACAGUAAGAAGAGGGGCCCGAAAGCUGCAGCUGGAAAGUGGCAGACGCCCCACCCUGGGCCCAAGUCGAGAGCCAUUGCUGGGAAGCCCGGGGAGAACCAUCCACCGCAGAGGAAAGCCGGCGAGCAGGCGAGGCAGCCUGAGCCUGCCGAGAACGCCGAGGCCCCGACAGGCCCACCCCCAGCCUUUCCCAGCUGUCCUUGUCACCGCUGUCCUGUGGUUCUCCACUUCAGGCCCUGGAGAGCCAGCCCAGCCCUCACCGGCGUCUGGAGUCAGUGAUACACAGAGCUCAAGCGACUCUUCCCAUCUACAGGAAGUGGGUGACCAGGUGCCCCCGGGGGGGCUGUCCCCCGCUGCUGUCCCCCAGGACCUCCCUGCACGGGACUACGGCAGUGGGCUGUGCUGGCUGCAGUCUCCGUGCAGGGGAGGCCGGGCCAGAGUCGGUGCCAGCGUGUGGGAGCCCUUUCCCGCCUUUGCUCCGCACCAGCGUCCCUCCCCAGGAGCCGUCUGCGCUGCGAAAGGGGGAGAAUGCGAUGUGGUCGCUUGGGCCCCGGGACCCACCUGUGCCAUCUGGGCCAGGCCCCGCACACACCGUUUCCACCACACGGUAGAUGGCUGCUGGCUGCCCGAGGCUGUGACUGCAGAGCUGCUUUCUGAAGGAAAAAUAGCCUCCACCAGGAAGGUGUGGCUGAGCCCCAGAGCCCCAGAAACCUGUGGGAGGCUACACACCUACCCUACUCCCCACACCUCCCGCACAGCGGAUCCUCCAACUGGACAGUGUGGUCCCAGCGGCCCAGCAAGUCACACCUCAGCCGGCAGCCCUGGCCACACUGAGGGCGGUGAGCCUCUUGGCCUCUCAGUCAGCAGGUGGGGCAGUGGC